Echinostoma caproni is the source of this 1374-nucleotide messenger RNA. Lineage: Eukaryota; Metazoa; Platyhelminthes; Trematoda; Plagiorchiida; Echinostomatidae. The record is from the annotation of a GenBank genome assembly.
AUGGACGAGUUGGUCGCGGUAGUGCAGAGUUUACGGCAACAGCUCAGCGACGUUGGUCUGAUUCCAGAAGCCAAUCUACCGGUCGAUUGGAAAGACAAGUUUGUUUCAGCACAUCACCAUUGCAUUCGCGAUGCACUCAGUUCAGCAAACCGCAGUGUCGACAACGGUCGAUCGAGUCUCCAUGGCUCGGGUAAUGUGGAUGCUGGUAUUGAUCACGAUGCCGACCCAACCGUGCGUAUUGCUUAUUUAUCUCAGAGGUUGGAUUCGGCCCGUCAGUUACUGCUAGAAAUCGGGAAUGAAAAACUUCGUCAAGAUAAAUUGAUUUCAUUAAUGCAAUCCUCCAAUGAGCGGGAACAACGCAUUCUGAAUGAACAAUGUCAGUCUCUGAACGAACAGCUUGAGGAACUUCGAGAGAAACAACGAGUGAUACAACAGUUACAGAUUGCCUUAACCGCGAUGGAGACGUGUGAUGUGACUCAGUUCUCAUUACCAGAUAACGCUCGUCUUGUUGACAUCUCAUCGUUCCGCGACGGCCCCGCUGGCGAUGAAUGCAUUCCGCACGAAGUGAACUCAAAGAAUCACGGGCCGGAUGGUGAUAAUGAUAAUGUGCAGCUGAUUCGACAACAACUAUUGUCGGUUUCUCGUCAUAACCAAGAGUCCCAUAUGACAUCGGUGAAUCCAGAUGAGGAUGAGAUCAUUUCCCCCCGGAAACCAGCGGUUGUCUUGUCUGAAGUGCAUGUGGGAAACCUAUCAAAGCGCAGUGCUCGUCGUCACCAAACAGAUACAUACAGCCUAGAUGUGAGGAAUUCGUCAAAAGGAAGUUCGAUACGUCAGCCAAUGAUGACGGAUGAGCUUGUCUGUUUGUUCAUACCGGAUCUCGUGAUUUUUCAUGGCGACGUUUCAUACCGACGAGCUAUACAUUGCCUGUCUUUCUUCUACUCGUCCGCAUAUGCACCCACAUCAAUGAAUACGCUUCAUGAGCAGACUGAUGCCAGUGCUCAGACUGGUAGAACUGGGAGCAGUGUUGCAGAUACGAACACAAUGUCCUUGGCAACCGAAAAUGUAACAUUCCUCGACGCCACAAAAGAGAUUGCUCCUCUCUCGCCCUACUCUUCCGCGGUCGACUCGCUUGCUGAUCUGCCCACUGUUAGCACACCACCAGGAAUGCCCGACUCACCGGACUAUAGCAAUGUCAUUGAAGAGCAUGAUGCGGCAGCUUCUCACGGUUCUUCAGUCACCAGCUUGCACAAUUUGUUCAGUGCACCUCAGGAACGUCGAGAGCAAUCAAAACAAUCCACGAAAAAUAUCCUUGUGAGUUACAAGUCGGAUUUGUUCUUAUUUGUCACCGUUCUCUACACCCAGCCACAUGGUUGA